Messenger RNA from Stegostoma tigrinum, 3830 nucleotides. It is a transcript of the gene sybu, whose product is annotated as syntabulin (syntaxin-interacting). The record is from RefSeq and is a predicted model, not a curated record. The coding region runs from base 794 to 2884 and encodes 696 amino acids. Lineage: Eukaryota; Metazoa; Chordata; Chondrichthyes; Orectolobiformes; Stegostomatidae. Gene Ontology annotation, biological process: axonal transport of mitochondrion; synapse maturation. The transcript has 9 exons. Gene Ontology annotation, cellular component: cytoplasmic microtubule; vesicle.
GAAUGCUGGUUUGUCAUUUCAUCUUCCGGUCAAUUUCAUUCCAGAUCUGAGAGAGAUCUGGAAAAGAUUUGGAGAUGACCCUUAUUGCGUUUGGCUCAGGCGGAGUGGAGAGAGAGAGAUGUGCCAGGACGCUGAUUUUACAUUCAAUGAGGGAAAUACAUUGACUUUUUUUUUCUCUAAAGGAACAUGCAGCAUUUGAGACAGAAUACUUAGCUCGCUCUGCACUGCGGCUCUUGGCGCCUUAAGGAUGUCUCCUGAUGCUUGGGUUUUCUGAAGUGAAUCGAGCUGACAGUUUUAUCUCAGUAUCGUCCUCCCUCCCCAGCUCCUUACGUCUCUUAAGUCCCCGCAGUUAGCACAUUUGCUUGCAGUAGAAGGUCGUGCUUGCUGUGAGCAGCUUCAGCCCCUUCCCGGAUGAUUAUUUUGGAGACUGUCACAUCCCAUCAUAGUCUGGCAGCUCCUCCCCUGCGCAGCUUGUUCAGUUACUUCGUGUCUCUCUCCUUUUCCUCUCUCGCUUCGAAACAGACUUUUCACCCUAAUAUCGGCGAACUUUUGCUUUUGGCUUUGAGAUUUGCUUUUGGUGUUUCUGUUUUCAUUUUGUUUCCCUCCCACCUUCCUGCGAUCAGAAUUCAGUAAUUUUGGAGGCUCAGGAACGGAUUACUUCUUCAGCUGGUGUCGAAGCCCACUUCUACUAGCUGCCAGACAGAAGCUGAACAGCCCUGCCAGGAAUGGGGGCCAUUGCUGAGACAAGCUGAAGACUUGGAUCCUACAGCAGGUUCCAGGAGGAAGAGGCGGGAUGGGACCGUUUAAUGAAUGUCAGAAGGACCAGAAGGUGCGAGAGAAGAGAAGUCCACGCAGCCGCAUCCCGAGACUGGUUCUCCGCCCUUAUCCCCACAACCAGAAAGGAUCGCCUUCUUCCGAGUCCCCUAUCUCCGAGGAGGACAGCCGGGAUUACGACCUCAGCUCCGGCCAGUCCCGGAGAUCUACCACCGUCAGCAGCAUCAGCUUCUGUUCAGAUGACACAGGAUGUCCCAGCAGUCAGUCGGUGUCUCCAGUUAAAUCCCCUUCGAAGUCAGCCAGUUCCCUGACAACGUUUCCCACAGUGAGUGAAGAAGAAGAAAGUGGACGGAAGCUGAACCCUGGAACUGCAGCAGAGUGGAGCAUUCAGCACAUCAGACACAAGAGGGACCAAAAGUUAUGUCUGGUGCAGCCAGGCAGUGAGGCCGACUUUAGUUCCUCCAGUAGCACAGGCAGCAUCUCAGCCCCUGAAGGUCUUAUGUCCAGUACAGGUAGUAAGCGGAGCUCGGCUUCCCGCAGCCGUGGUGUUCACGGGAGAGGUAAUACUUCAACUGGCCUGAAGCAAUCAGGAAGCCCAACUCUCGCUCAAGAGAAAGAUCCACCAUCAGCAGUGUAUAGAAAUACAGCCACCAUUCGCGAUACCUAUGGAGCUUCAUCCCGCAGCAGUAGCAGUAACUCUGGUUCAUAUAAAGGCAGCGACAGCAGCCCAACUAUCAGGCGAUCUGGUAAAUACACUUCUUGCAGUGAUAAUCAUGGCAUUAAACCCCCAAACCCGGAGCAGUACUUGACUCCACUGCAGCAAAAGGAGGUUACCAUUAGACAUCUGAGGACAAAACUAAAGGAUUCUGAAAGCAACCUUCAAGAGAGGUGGGAAUCUGAAGUUGCAGAUCUCAAGUCCCAGCUUGCUCGCAUGCGAGAAGACUGGAUUGAGGAAGAAUGUCACCGAGUGGAAGCCCAGUUAGCGCUGAAGGAAGCUCGAAAGGAAAUCAAACAGCUUCGUGAGGUGAUUGACACGAUGAAGAACAGUUUGGUGGAAAAGGACAAAGGUGUUCAGAAAUACUUUGUUGACAUUAAUAUCCAAAACAAGAAACUUGAGUCUUUGCUGCAGAGCAUGGAGUUAGCUCAGAAUGGUGCUUCAAGGGAUGAUUCAUCUCUGGACUGUAUGUGUGCUUCACCAGUAAAGUCAUUGGCUCGAAGCACAACCUACACAAAAAUGACUGAAGCCAUGGGCCUAGAAGAUCAAGCAGUUGAAGAAAUGGCUGAUAGUGGUCUGCUGGCCAAUGAUGAUAUGGCAAGCAGGACAGAUCUCUUUGAUCAAAUUCUUAGGUCGAAACCUGCUGAAGGUAGCCCUGGAGACGGCUCUUGGUCUCAAGCCACUGAAAGGCAGGUAGCACUUGUUAACAGUGCAGCAUGUGAGAUAAUUGCGCCAAGUGGCAUGAUUUUUGUAACCAAUGAUAAUAAGCUGGUCAGGGAGCAGGCUAUCCAGACUGAUGUAGUGCCAUAUAGCCCAGACGUACAAAACCUCAUUCUGCAUAUUUUGAAAUCACAGCAUAAUAGCCCAGUCAGCCCUAUAUCUUCAACCUGGGUGUCGGAUGCCAGUCAAGCAGCAAGUGCACCACAGUUUGAAACCGUAGUCAGUGACGCCUUGCUGGAUUUGACUGCAAACAACCCUAACACUGCGAUUCUGGUGUCUAAAAUGGAAUCUGUUAACCAUUUCAUCAGCCCUGAGGCAUUCACUUACAAUCAACAAGUGCAGCACUUGCCCAGAUUAAAACAUAUGACAGAAGUUACUUGCACACCCAUGCCUGACAUAACAGAUGGUAGUGAAUGUCUUGUAUCAGAGGAUCAGCCGUCUGCACUAUGUCAGAAAAGCUACUGGAGUAGUCAUUUUAUGAUUGAUUUAUUGGCAGUGGCCGUGCCUGUAGUGCCUACUUUGGCAUGGGUACUUUCCACACAUAGAGGAGGAACAGAGCCCCUGUACAAUAUUGGGACUCUGCUGCGUGGAUGCUGUUUGGUGGCCUUGCACUCCUUGCGCCAUGCACCUCGCACACUCUUCUGCCACUCAGAUGGAAAUAAAGACACUCACUAACUGCACUUCGAUUUUAGUUUAGGAUACUUGAAGAGUCCUGGAAUUAGCUUACUGCAUCGUCUUUGUAUGUGACUAGGUGUGUUUUACCACAUCAGUGAGGUUUAAUUUGCACUGUUAAUAAGUAUAGAUAUAUUACUUGACUUAUGAUGGAAUGAGUUUACAGUGUUGCAAGCUGCUUUUGAAGAAUGGGUAAUGUGAAUGCUUUCCUUGAGUGAAGGAAAUAAAAGAAAUUUAUGUGGCCAAAGUUGAUCUGCUACUGAGCACUCUGUCAAUAGAUUUUGUAGCAGUGACAUUUUUAAAAAGGCAUGGAAAAGUGAUGUAUUUUUGUUGACGUAUAUGGGCCUGGAUCUCAAUUUGAACACUAUUGUAAUUACUAAAGUACACAAAUUCUUCACAGUUUUGAACAGAAAGUAACUGAUACUGAUCUUCUAAGGCAGCUGGCUCCAGAAUCUGCUUAAACGUAUUUUUCAACAGCUUAUUACAGCUCAGCUGUGUACUUUAUUGCUGCUUUUAGAAACUUAACAAGUUUAAUGGUCAUGCUGUACUUUUAUGUUGAUGAUAAAACCAAGUGUAACCAAAGCUUUCUGGCCUCCUGCUGUCUGUACGUUUUUGAUGGUACGGGAAUGUAUAACAGAAACCUGGAACCCCUUGUUACUGUUGUGUGGCAUCAGUACAAGCAUUGAUUAGUUGGAUCAAGUGAUAUUACAGUGACCCUGUAUAAGUAGUUGCUAUGUACAGUACAUUGACAUGUUUUAAAGUAAAGUAAUCAGUAAGAUGCUCCUAUGUAUUUGCUUCUGGCAAAAUAAAUUGCAUUUUCAUGAUUUAUGCAUUGUGUUCGAGCCAUGUGCAAUAUUGUUGAAGUGUUUAGUUUUACUUUUCUUUACUGUAUUUCAGAUGUUUCUAAAUUUAAAGUUAUAAAUUUAUUACAUUAAAGCAUGCCAAAAAG